CGCACAGUGGCAACCUGCCUCGCUCCGCGCCUGCCUCAUCGCCGUUGCCGUUGAUUGGUUUGUGUGCCGAGGCAGAGAGAGGGCCAAGGCAAGGCCAAGGCAGGCUUGUGAAGGUCAACCGCCGUCCCUCCCUCUCAGCAAGGCCCUUCACGCGCCCUUCGUCCUCUCAUUGCCAUCCAUUCUUACCUCUGCGCAGAGCGUUACGAGGCUUCUUUUUGUCUCAGGCUACCACUUCAGCAACUUGUCAAGCGGCAUACCUGCUCGCGCGGAAGCGCCUUUUCCACCCUUAAGCUCGACGUGGGCCAUUCCCAGAUUCAAAGGCCGCAACUCUUCUCGUCAGACGAGCUCGAGCCCCGCUUUUGCCUCCCUCAUCCUCACCAUCAGCGCCAUCGUCAUCAACGUCUUUCAACCACGCCCUUGACAACACCUCAUCACCGCUACCCAUCAUGCUCGCUUGGCGCCACAAGAUCGGCCCCGGCUUCCUCAUCCUCAUCGCGGCCGCGGCACUCUUCUGUGCCUUCAUCCUACAGAUCCUCGUCUCUGUGGGCCUGCCAGACAUCCGGUCCAUUUAUUUCCUCACCUUCACGCUGAGUGAUCUCGGUCAGGAGAUCAAGGUUGGUCUCUGGACUCUGUGCACCAAUCAGUACUACUCGAGCUUCUGGGGAAAUGAUGAUGGAGAGACGUGCCAGGGUAACAGCCUCGGCUACGAGGACUCGCAAUACGGCGACAUUGCCCAGCAGAUCCUGAUCCCUGGCCUGACCAAGGCACUCGCCAUUCAACCCCUCAGCACCGCCCUCUCCGGCGUUGGCGUCGUGGCUAUGGGGCUCCACCUCUGCACCAACUUCGUGCUUUGGCCCUUGCUCUGCGCUCUCGCUGGCGUGGCCAGCAUUCUCGCCUUCGUCUUCGAGAUCGUCCUCUUCAGUACCGCACGCAUGCGCCUCAACUCAGACCGCAUGGUCGAAUGGUUCGGCUCGCCCAUCUCGGAGAGCAGCUUCGGCCCGGGAAUCUGGAUCCAGCUUGCCGCAAUGGCCCUCGUCUCCUUCGCCACUUUGAUGGCCUGGACGGCCUACGUGAGAAGGAAGCUGCACAAGUCUCACACCGCCGGUCGUUUCGGCAAGAAGGCUCCUUCCAUCUACCGCGCGAGCAUCGUCGGUGACAACGAGAAGAGCCUGCCAUACGACGAUGAGAACGUGGGCCGUUCAGCCAGUCGUGCGAGCAGUACGGCCAAGGGGAGCGAAGGCGGGUCCAGCAAGGGCAGUCACGGCAGCGGCGGUGCAAGCAACAAGAACCGCAUCGUCGCUGGAGCAGCAGCAGCCACGGCCGCCCCUGCGGCUGCCGCACCGGCGCUGAAGACGUACAACAAGCAGCGCAAGUCCGUUCCCUCGAUGGAGAUGGACUCGCCUGUGGCCGAGAACAGCACCAGCGCCACCACCGCAGCGGCCGGCGCUUCUUCUCCUCGUCGCCGUCAAGGUCACGGUCGUAUUGAGUCUGACGACAUCGCGCAAAGCGAGGCAAUGGCUGCCGCCGCGUCCCGCAGGCAGCGUGUUCCGUCGAGGAGCUCGACCGCCCGCAGCGAGGAGUUCGUCGACGCGCCCGAGGAGGAUGAGGAGGACCAGGAGGAGGAGAGCGGCCGAAGGUAUGCAGCGUACAAUGCACCCAUGGACCCCAAGGAUGAGACGGUCAUCAGCCCGAGGAAAGGACGCAGGCAGGCACGAUACAGCGCUAGGAUGGCCGAGCUUGAUGCUUGAGCCGUGGAAUCAGCGUAACACCCGCAUACCUUGCACGGACCCUCUCGCCAGCCAUGGCACGCAUUGUCACCUUGUCCUGUCUCAUGUCUCUUUGUCUCUCGCCCCAGUGCCGCAUACGUCCGCGUCUCGUCGAUCUGUAUUGUCCUCUGUUAGUCGUGUCAUACCGCAUGCGCGCAUACGAUGUCUCAAUUCGUGUGCUCGAAUGUUGCUGAGCUGUGCAAAUGCCACGAUGUAUUGCUUGCCAGC
This is a messenger RNA of Jaminaea rosea, 1994 nucleotides long. RefSeq lists its product as hypothetical. The coding region runs from base 447 to 1748 and encodes 433 amino acids. The transcript is spliced from 3 exons. The record is from RefSeq and is a predicted model, not a curated record. Gene Ontology annotation, cellular component: plasma membrane; cell division site; growing cell tip. Lineage: Eukaryota; Fungi; Basidiomycota; Exobasidiomycetes; Microstromatales.